Molecule: messenger RNA, 1104 nt
Organism: Cladocopium goreaui
Lineage: Eukaryota; Dinophyceae; Suessiales; Symbiodiniaceae
Source: the annotation of a GenBank genome assembly
AUGGCACGGCUCUUGAUCUCAAGCUUGAUCCUCGCGGUCCACGGGAGUGAGAUUCAGGUGGUCUACAAUGACUACUCGUUCGCGAUGGUCAAUUUGGCGUCCGGCCUGGGCGAAUGCUGGGGUGACAGUCGUUUUGGUGGCGACUGUAGCUCAGUGGAUUUCACCGGCGUCACGAAGGUGAGCGCCAACGCGCGCUCCAUGGCUGCCCUGACCAGCAGCGGCGGAGUUUGCUGGGGCCCAGGUGGCCUUUCAAACGGAGGUGACUGCAGCGGUGUUGCAUUGUCGGGUAUGAAGGACCUCUACUACACAGACUUCAGCUUCGCAGCUGUUGAUCCCGUCGAGGGACGAGGCGUGUGUUGGGGGAACUACCGGUACGGUGGCAACUGCACCACCAUUGACUUCAGUCAUGUGACGCAGAUCGCCCAGAACAGGUUUGCAUACGCUGCCUUCAGUGCCUCCACGGGCACCAUGCAGUGCUGGGGCUCGGACCGCUACGGCGGUUCAGUGGCGGCUGGAGGUGGUGCGUGUGCCGCCUUUACUGGAACUUCCUUGGACGUCAGUGGCACUACCCAGAUCAUCGCCGGAAAGUCUGCCUUUGUGGCGCUCAACAAGAAUGCUGGGACCAUCACGUGCUGGGGUUUGAGUAGCCAAGGAGGCGAUUGCAGCUCGGUCACGUUGACCGGCAUUACGGACGUGUACACCAAUGGUGUGGCUUUCUUGGCCUUGAACAAGAACACUGGCAGUGGACAGUGCUGGGGCAACACGGCGGGAGGCGAUUGCAGUGCCAUCGACUUCUCUGGAGAGGUGCAGAUUUUCUCCACACAGUCUGCAUUCUUGGCCCUGAAGCCUGGAAGCGGUCAAUGCUGGGGCAACACCGCUGAGGGUGGCGACUGUAGCAGCGUGGACUUCAGUAGUGUCUCACGGAUCUACAGCAACAGUUUUGCCUUUCUUCUCUUGGAUGACGCCAAGCUUCCUCAGUGCUGGGGUCGAUCUGGCUAUGGAGGCGACGGGUGCUCCAGUGGAAGCCUUCAAGGCUUUAACAUCUACGCCACGAGUCGAGCUUUCGCUGCCAUCAACACGGUGCAGCCCAGGGAUUUUCGGUGA